Molecule: messenger RNA, 636 nt
Organism: Thermothielavioides terrestris NRRL 8126
Lineage: Eukaryota; Fungi; Ascomycota; Sordariomycetes; Sordariales; Chaetomiaceae
Exons: 1
Coding region: 1-636 (211 amino acids)
Biological process (GO): regulation of transcription by RNA polymerase II
Cellular component (GO): mediator complex
Molecular function (GO): transcription coregulator activity
Source: RefSeq, a predicted model, not a curated record
AUGGCUAGCCAGCCGCUGCCGACGGGCCUCUCCCCGGACGCAGUCGACACCCUCAGCGAGCUCACAUGGUUGCUCACCCGCCUGCGAAACUCCCAACGGCAAACAUCCGCCUCCACCACUGCACCCACAGCCGGCAACACAACAACAACAACAACAGGUCCCGGCAUCCCUCCCACAGCCGCACCAACCGCCACAGCCAUUUCAACCCCGACCCCAACAUCAGGUCCGGUUCCCCCAGGCGUAACCGGCACCACCCCUCUCCCCACCACCACCGCCACCAGCACACAACCGCAACAACAACCACAACCCCACCUUCCACCCCAGCAACAGCAACAACAGCAGCCCCCCGCCGCCCCCUCGCCCGCGCCGGCGCCGCCAGUGACGCCCAAGGACGUGGCCGUGGCGGCAGACCGGAUCAAGCACAAGCUGCAGCGGGCGCGGGCGGCGCUGGCGGGGGCGGGGGACGCGCGGCGCGGGGUGGGCGCGCAGGCUAGCGAGCUGCGGGCGCUGGCGGCGCGGCGGGCGGCGCAGGCGGGGAUGCUGGCGCGGGCGCAGGCGGAGGGGCUCGUUUUCGUCAGCGGGGGGUCUACCCCUGGGACUGGGACGGGGGCGGGGGAGGGGAUGGUGGUUGACUAG